GAGAGCAUGCACAAAAGUUCAGUGUACGCACAAACAAAAAGAAGAAAAACAACCAAUGGUUAAUCCAAUUGGAGGCGCAUUUCCAUCUAGAGAGUACACAACGAAAACCAAUUUAUGUAAAUUCACAGUAUUCAUCUUGUCAGGCAACUUUUCCCUGCUACCCAAACAAAAUCAUCGCACGUGCAUAAAACGUCAAACUACAUUCUUGAACACGUAGUUUAGUGAAUUACAAAAUAAAAUUAUACAAAAAGUUAACUUAAUCACAACUUGGUCAAAGGAAGAACACGAAUACAGAAAAGGAAAAAAUGAUUGGGUACUAUUCAUUGAAUUUAUGUUAGCUAUAUGAGUACGAGAAAAUCGUAAUUAACAAAAAAUCUCUUUGUUGGUCAAAUUAUUGAUCAAAUAGAAAAAGACCACGGAAAAAGAAAUCUUUGAAAUCAUGUCUGAAUAAGUUGUCACCGACAAAUUGACGACUUACUUUUCAAACAAACAACUAAAUUUGAAACAUCAAAAAAUUGGUAUCUGGGACACAUCCCAUAUAAAGGAAACCGAAAGGAAAAACUCGAAGGAAACAAUUCAAUAGUAAAAAUGAAAAGAGUGAUUGAAAAUAGUGAUUGAAAAUCGCCGAUUGAACCCAAUUUCUUUAUCGGAACAAAGAAAUAUCUGUUGAGAUUUGAACUUGACUUGUUUAAGUUAAGCAAACCUUGAAAUUAAAAAAAAACGGGAGUUUAGUGAUAUUAAAUGCAUGCGAUACGUACAAUUUGGACGACGGAAAAUUUGAUGAUAACUAUGUAUCAACAUUCGUUAAUAUGUAUUUUGAAUAUGCGAAUAAUAUUGAUAAUUUUUUAUGUGAUUAUUUGUGGUAUCAGUGAAAUUGCAGCAAUAACAGGAGCAACCUCCUCAUUCACACAAAAAUUAUCAUCUCUAAUGCCUUCUCAAAAUUUAACACAUCUUUCGAUCAAUGAAUUUUCGGAAAUUGAUAAUAUGAAUGAAAAUUAUGCUAUCCGAGCUCGUCCAACAAAGAAUUUAAAUGUACAACAUCAUAAUCAUCAUUACAGUUAUAGCGAUUAUUAUCAACAAAAAAAAAUAAAAAAAAAACGGAUUGUACCACAUCAUAUCGAGGAUCAUAAACAUCUGCACAAUUUGAAUGGGGUCAAUGAUAAUAUUGUCGAAUGGAUGAAAAAUAAAAUAAAAAAUCCACCCAAGACACGACGAAGGCAUGAAAAACGAUGGGAUCGAUCCCAUCAUAAUUAUUAUCAGUACCAACCUCUUCAAGUGCAUCAUCAGCAGAACUAUUAUGGCAACAAUGAUAAUAUUUCAGCAAAAUUACGGGCCGAGUUGGAAAUACAAUCGUCGUCUCGAAAAUAUGUUUCCAAUGAAACGGAAAAUCUAGCCAUAAAUUGGCCGGUGAAAAAGGAAGCGAUAGUGGAAGGUGACGUGGUUUUGGGCGGAUUAAUGAUGGUACAUUCACGUGAAGAAUCAUUGAUGUGCGGAUCAAUAAUGCCACAAGGAGGCAUUCAAGCGCUCGAAGUAAUGCUUUAUACAUUGGAUCGUAUUAAUGAAAUCGGAUUGUUACCAAACUUCACCUUGGGUGGACUAAUACUUGAUGACUGUGAUCGAGAUACCUACGGUUUGGAAAUGGCUGUGGAUUUUAUCAAAGGUAUGUCUAUUAUUGUCCCACUGUAUCUCUCAAAUCAACGAAACACUACCAACUUCAAACAACAAUGGCGCUUAUAA
Messenger RNA from Contarinia nasturtii (swede midge), 1737 nucleotides. RefSeq lists its product as uncharacterized. Gene Ontology annotation, cellular component: membrane. Bases 742 to 1737 code for a protein of 331 amino acids. Gene Ontology annotation, molecular function: adenylate cyclase inhibiting G protein-coupled glutamate receptor activity. The record is from RefSeq and is a predicted model, not a curated record. Lineage: Eukaryota; Metazoa; Arthropoda; Insecta; Diptera; Cecidomyiidae. Gene Ontology annotation, biological process: G protein-coupled receptor signaling pathway. The transcript has 4 exons.